AUGACAACAAGGACAAUUCACGCUUACGGGCAGAAUCGUUUGUCCAACAUGCGUAAAUGUUCUAUUGUUGGAUGUAAAAGUAGAGAAAAUAAUAAAAAAGUAACACUAUUCAAAGUGAAUAGUUAUAAUAAAAUAGCUUGGGAAUCAGUAGUAAAUAAUGCUAUUAACAGCCAGUUCAAGUCCUUAAAAUAUAUUUGUUCUGAGCAUUUUUUACCUGGUGAUAUAAUCACUGAUUAUUCAAUCCCAUUUGAUGUUGCUAAUAGGUUUGUUAAAAGGCAAAUAUAUGAAUUAAAAAAAGGAGCUAUACCAUCUGUAUUUAAACAAAUAAAUAUAUGCAAACCUUCACUAAUAACUGAGUCAUUUAGAAAAGAACUUUUUCCAAUAAAAAAUGUCACUUUAAAAAGAAAUAUUGAUUUUGUUAAUCCUACAGUAACAAAUGUACCAAGCAAACAAAUUUGUUUAGCAGAUUUACAAAAAUCAGUGUUUUUUAAUGAAUUAAUUAAUUCAUUGAAUUUACCAAUUGGAUGGUCAACUUAUAUAGAUAGACAAAUUGUAAUAUUGUAUAAGCCUAUUUAUAAAGUCAAUCAACUUGUCAUCGAAAAACAAAUAGUCAUCAAUGAUGAAAUGAGUGUAAACUUUUAUGUUUAUAAUGUUUUAAUAGAGCCUGCAAGCUUAGGAUUGAUUUCACUAACUUACCCAAUAAACACCAAGAACUUAUCUGAAGUAAUUGGUUCAUUUAAUUACAAACAAGUUUGUCAAGGUGGACUUAUGGCAAUACAUUUUCCCGGAAUAUCUAUUCCAACAGCAACAAAUAAUAAUGGGAUUUGGCGUCAUAAGAAGUGCUCUUUAUUAUUAAAUAGAAAAAAAAGAUGCCUAAAUUGUGACUAUUUAUUUCCAAUAUUUAAAAAAUAUAAGAAAAGAUCAAUGUUGAUAAAUUCAAAACGAAUUGGACCAACAUUAACUCCUACUCAGGUACAUAAAAAUGAUUUAGAAAGAGAUUCUAUUGCUCCAUCGAGGGUGUGUCCAAAAAUUACUCACAGACAUUUGGCACCGGACAGUUUUAGUAAGAUGAAUGUAAAAUUAGCUACGCAGAUUUUCAGUAAUUCUAUGGCUAAAGAAAUUGAAUAUUACCGUUGCCAUGCAAAAAUCAAGUCAUUAGAAAACAGUGAACAUGCACAAAUAUUCAUAGAACGAAUGAACAGUCUGUUUGAUGCAUUAAACCGAAGGCAUCCAGCGGAAGGCAUUAAACAUAAUAGUCAAGACUUUGAUGUAAGUAAAACAAUAUAA
Melanaphis sacchari is the source of this 1287-nucleotide messenger RNA. RefSeq lists its product as uncharacterized. The coding region runs from base 1 to 1287 and encodes 428 amino acids. The record is from RefSeq and is a predicted model, not a curated record. The transcript is spliced from 8 exons. NCBI's taxonomy places the organism in Eukaryota, Metazoa, Arthropoda, Insecta, Hemiptera, Aphididae.